CGCAGCACUUCGAGUCCUUCUUUUCUUUGUGCCACCUGUGUGGAGCCAUUGUGGCCUGGUUUCGGUGUUGUUUAGAGCCCCUGAUUUUCCGUGCCACCGAAACUGCAGGACAUGACGUCGCCCAGCUAUUCGCAAGACGUUUUCGAAUAUGCCUUGCUUAUGAAGAGCCUUCACGCAGCCUUUGCGGAGCCAUACACUCUUGCUGGACAACUGAUGGAACUACGAACAGCCCACGACCGGAAGGCCUUGAAGCUUCCUCUCUACUGCACAGCGGCAUCAAUGCAAAUUUGCGAACUAUUGGACCAACUACCAGAAUUGAAUGAGCUUCUGUACUUGGUGGGAGCUGAAGUGGUUGAGGUCAUCUACGGAAAACUUGCGCUACGCCUAUACGAGGAUACGGAGGAUGUUUGCCACUUUCGAGCAAUGGAAGUAGCUGCCGUAUUUUUACACUGUGUCCUGGCUCGACAUCGCUGUGUGGACAGUCUCCAGUUCGUGCUAUCGCCACGGGGAUACCACGGUGUUAAUCUCCUACUCUGCGACGCUUUGUGCCGGACUACGUCUGUGACCUGCCUUCAUCUGAAACGCUCUACCUUCAAUUCUGAGUCUGCUGCCGCAGUCAUCGGUGCCGUCUCUCGACUGCUCCGGGAACAGCUAAUCGAGCUGUCGCUCGAAUUGCUCGUAUUUAACGGAAGUGUCCAUGCGUCGUUGCAAGACUUCUCGGCGAGCCUGUCCAACACAAGAACUCUCAAGGUGCUUGUGGUCGUUGAUGUUAGAGUCACCGACCCUAAGACGCAAGCGGUGCCCUUUGUCUUCCUACAAGCCACUAUGGACGCCCUGGCCAGAACUCCCAACCUUUUCAGCCUCGUAGUAGACGCUUCAGUGGGUGCUCUGCAAUUAAACGAAAAGCUGCUCCGGAUGCUCGCCAACCCUUUCGCGCCGGUGCAGCUGACUGUGAUUUCGCACAAAUACAACCUUAGCCCGGCGUUGGCAAUGGUGUUCUCGCUACUACGGCAAAACAGCACUGUCACGAAAGUUACCUUCAAGGGAUUUCACAUCGCUUCUACGCAUAUGAGGUAUGCUUCGGAUCUACUGGCUGCCAACGGCAUAAUCCAGGAAAUCUGCUUCACUGACUCGACGUGGGAUUUAAAACAGGACCCAUCUCAGAGCGUGCUCACACCGAGGGAGGACAGGUGGCACGCCAGGGCACUCGUUCAACUCCUUGCGAGUGCGGUGCAUUUGCGACGUCUCGCUGUGCCGUUCGAUUUUAUCGCCAGCGAGGUGCUUUCCAUCCUGCAAGCUGCUCAACGGUGUCAAUCACUACAGGAGCUGCAGUUUCCGGUUCUUUACGCGCGUGGCGUGGUGGCCCUCUACAGUGUGUUGAAUGAUAUGUCUCUCGUGGAGAAGCUCAGAAUAGGCAAGUUCAGCGUCACAGCCGGCACGGAUGCUUCGACUGUGGUUGCCCGCCUCCAAUAUGUAUUCUCAGGUCCUCGGGGACUUAACAGUCCUGACCUGCUAUUUGGACUGCGGGGCGACUCACCCUGGUUGGUCGGUGGCCAUUGUGGAGGCCACCUGACUAAUCUAUUAGUGACGGACUGCAGUGGACAGGCGGUGCUGCACCCCGACAUUGCCCGGUGCCUCGGAGCCUAUCUGCCGCUGACACGAAGCCUCAAGACGCUCAGCAUCACAGUUCCGAUGUUGCAGGAGUCGGCGAAGGCCAUCAUACAGGGACUUGCCUCGAACGGCAGCAUUGAAGAGCUCUUCAUGAGCAAUCUUUUGGUUCUUCAUGAGGAUGUGACCCGGCUUUCUACAUGGCUAUCGAGGAGUCAAAGGGUGCACAGUGUCGAGGUGUUCUUUGAGCCCUUUACAAUGGAAUUAUUCCUCCAGACACUUGCCGAAUAUAUGGAGUACAACUAUACACUCACAUCACUCUCCGUUGGCUGCCAACCCUUGAAGAGCGCGCACGGGUUGCUCGUCAAGAACAUGACUCGGCGAAACUUCGGACUCGUGCAGUGCGCUGCCAGCUACGCCCUUGGAUGCUCGACGCGUCGGGCAGAAGCCGCCUUCAGAAUGGCGGCAUGGCAUCCGCAGCUAAUGUCAGCCGUGCAGAAGAUGGGACUCAUGGGCGAGAAGGAAGCCAAAGCGAGAAUACGGAAAGCUUGGCAGUCGAGUGCGCGCUAACGUUGGCAUGGGCUGAAAGCUAUCCUUUUAACAAUACUGACACGUGUCCUUGUUUAUCGGGUGACCACGUUUGACCACCUAGCAAAUGAUUUGGCACAGCGCAGGAAGCGCCUGCAUGUAUCGAAUGUUUUUCGAAAGUUAUCAAUGCUCCUAACCUAUGUCCAUUGUCUCCGAACCUUGUGUAAUCUGAUUGCAUGUAUGCGCGACGCGACUGGUGUACAACUUUCUGGAGCGCACGCGGGCACCAGCGAUUACUCCGGAACCUUCGAUGACUGAUGCAUAAAAGCCGACGCGCUUCACUCGCUGAUCCGAUUUUCGCCGACCGCCGACCGUGUUCGUCGCUGUGCUGUGCUUUGCGUGCAACUUGCUUUUGCGGGCACAAAGUCGCCUAAUAAAACGCUAGUUUCGCCAUUGCCAGUUUUGCUUUCUUCACCGUCACUACUAC
Dermacentor andersoni is the source of this 2623-nucleotide messenger RNA. RefSeq lists its product as uncharacterized. NCBI's taxonomy places the organism in Eukaryota, Metazoa, Arthropoda, Arachnida, Ixodida, Ixodidae. The record is from RefSeq and is a predicted model, not a curated record.